CUCGCCGUCUUCGAGACUUGGACAUUCGAGAUUCCUCCUCUCCACCGAUUACCGCUGACGACACCAUGAGAAUCCUGCUGGUGAGCAUUCUUCUGGCGGUGACGGCCGCCAAGCCGCGGCAGGUGUCUCCUCUGGACCAGUGGGUCACUGAGGCCCCUGGCGGUAAGCCCGAGGGACAGUGGAUCACUGGCGCUCCCGCUCCGGGACGUAAGCCUGGGUUACAAUGGGCCUCUGAUGAGCUUGCCUCCGACAGUCGCAAACCAGAGAUCCCUGUUGACGACAACUUCGAGUACCGCAACCCGUCAAUCACCGACGACGGCCGUGAGCUGUUCGAAUCGGACAUGGUGCUGACGGCCGAGCAGCGCGACGGCCGUCAGGCGGCCACCAACCUCUGGACCAGCCCGGUCAGCUUCGCCAUCAGCUCCAGUUCGUCCGCCGACCGGACCGCCAUCCUGGCCGGAAUCCAGCACUGGCGGGACCACACCUGCAUCGAGUUCAACGAGGUGGCCGAGGGCUCCAGCGUGCCGCACAUCAACGUCAUCAAGUCGACCGGCUGCUGGUCCCACGUCGGUCAGAUCACCUAUUCCGGAAGUCAGGACCUCAGCAUCGGCUCCGGCUGCACCUCUCUGGGCACGGUGGUGCACGAGUUCGGCCACGCCAUGGGCCUGUCGCACCAGCAGUCGCGCAACGACCGCGACAACUACGUCACAAUCCUCUUCGAGAAUAUCCAGGACGGGAAGGCGUACAACUUCAACAAGAAGUCCACGCCCAACAACUACUCGGUGCCGUACGACCUGUCCUCGGUGAUGCACUACGGUAGCACUUACUUCACCAAGAACGGCCAGGACACUAUCCGUGUCAACAACUUCCUGCAGGGAGGUCUGAUCGGCCGCCGUGGGGGACUGUCGCACCGUGACAAGCAGAUCGCCAACGCCAUGUACAACUGCGCCGGUAGCUGCUCCAGUCCGCCCACCUGCCAGAACGGCGGCUUCGUCGGCAAGACCUGCACGUGCGUCUGUCCGCCCAACACCUCCGGCGCCAACUGCGAGACGCUCAACGGCAGCUACUACCCGGGGGUCGACUGCGGGAACAUCGACAUGACACAACCGGGCACCAUCACCACACCCAAUUACCCCAACAACUUCCCCAAGAACGUCGUCUGCUGGUGGGUCAUCAACGCACCGGCCGGCCAGCAGGUCAAGGUCACCGUCACCGACAUGAAGAUGUUGUACCGCUCCAACGGUAACUGCUACUGGGACUUCCUCGCUAUGCGCUACUCGGGCAACGACUUCGUCAACGACCAGAAGGCGUGCAACGAAGAGCUGAAGGGUCAGAGUUUCACCUCCACCGGUAACCGCUUCAUCAUCCAGUUCCAUUCGGGUAACUACGGCUGGUACCGCGGCUUCUCAGCCAACGUCGAGUUCCUCGGCACUCCGGCCACCACGGCCGCCACCACGACCGCCACGACCCCCACGACCAGCGGCCCGACCGUGCCGGCCCGCAACUGCGCCGGCACGCGCCGGGCGCCACUGCAGCGCGUGUAAAACACAUGAUCGGCACCUGUAGCCAGAAUACGUGUAAUCCACACGUGUUUGGAGCCCACACGUACCGAAAAUACAUUGUCUAAUGCAAA
Amphibalanus amphitrite is the source of this 1633-nucleotide messenger RNA. Its product is annotated as blastula protease 10-like. Gene Ontology annotation, biological process: proteolysis. Lineage: Eukaryota; Metazoa; Arthropoda; Thecostraca; Balanomorpha; Balanidae. The record is from RefSeq and is a predicted model, not a curated record. Gene Ontology annotation, molecular function: zinc ion binding; metalloendopeptidase activity. Bases 66 to 1544 code for a protein of 492 amino acids. The transcript has a single exon.